UCCUAGCAACAGCACGCGUCGUUGGGUGCUGUCUAGAGCCUUUAUCCAGCGAAUUUCGCCAUGUCGAUUGCUUCUGUGACAUACAAACACUCAUUCGGCUUGAAAGGAGACGUACUAUCAAACGUCCAUUACGUGGACGAGCAAAUCGUUCUCUACCCUGUUGGUGGGAAUAUCGUCCUUUAUAAUGUCGAUGGCAAAGCUCAACGCUUCAUACCGACGACGCCAGGAGCGGCAGGAGUUACUUCUCUGUCUCUUAGUCCCAACAGGAGAUAUUUGGCUAUAGCUGAGAAGGGAGAGAAAGCUACAGUGACGAUGUUCGACCUUCAGUCAAUGCGGAAACGUAAAGUAUUAACCCACAGCGAGUGUCAGAGCCAGGAGUUUAUAAGCCUCGCUUUCUCACCCGACUCCAAGUAUCUGGUAGCUCAAGGUGGCUAUCCCGAUUGGCUUCUUGUGUAUUGGACAUGGGAGAAAUCGAAAGUAAUGGCUGUUACCAAGGCAACAAAUGCUCAGAAUUCACCAGUUCAUCAGGUGACAUUCAACCCUCAAGACAACACCCAACUGUGUGUUGUUGGUGACGGCAUCUUCAAACUCUAUCGCUACUCGGAGGGAAACCUCAAGCAAAUUGCCACCCAACGCAGCGAGACGCGCAACUAUCUCUGCCAAGCGUGGACGUCAGAGGAACGCGUCGUCGUGGGCGACAGCCAAGGCAAAGUCUUUCUCUUCGAGUCAGGAGACGUCAAAGCAGAGAUCUCGAUUGUCACAGCGAAAAUCACAUCACGGUCAACGUCAGUAGUCAGUGCAGCUGACAACUCGGCCACUGCUGCUACUCCGGCACCUGUUCGUUGUAUUUCAAGCUCGAGUAAAGGGUUUUUGUGUUCGUCUGGCAGUGGAGUGGUUCACCUGUUUGAGAAGAGCGAUGAGAAGGAUAAGGAGCAUUACAAAAAGAUUCGGGAGGUUCACGUUCCGUUGCCAAGUGGUGAGGUGCAGGGCGGUGAUAGAGAGAAUGUGAUGGUUGCUGGUGGCCUGGAGAUAAUGAGUAUGGCUCUUAGCCCGUCUGAAGACUGUCUGGUUUGUAGCACAGAGGGACAGCAGCUGUAUACGAUCAUGCUGUCUAGUGCUGAUAUUGGAAGGCAAGGAGAGCACGCCCAAUUUGAUCUUCUCUCUCAACCAUUCCACCGCAGUGCCAUUACAGGACUCGAUAUCUGUGUUCGUAAGCCGUUAGUUGCGACUUGCUCGUUAGACAAAACCGUCUGCAUUUGGAACUACGACAAAAAUUUUCUAGAGCUGAAGAAGGAAUUCACCGAAGAAGCCUACAGUAUUGCACUCCAUCCAAGUGGCCUCUUUGUGCUUGUCGGUUUCAGCGACAAACUAAGACUCAUGAAUCUUCUUAUCGAUGACAUUCGGCCAUUCAAAGAGUUGACUAUUCGAGGUUGUCGAGAGUGUGCGUUUAGUAACGGCGGACAUCUGUUUGCUGCCGUUCAUGGGACUGUCAUUCAGUUGUACUCAACCUAUUCGUUUGAUAAUGUGGCAAACUUGAAGGGACACAAUGGGAAGGUUCGAGCACUAGUCUGGAGUAUCGACGAUUCAAAGAUCAUCUCUUGUGGCCAAGAGGGUGCAGUCUACGAAUGGGCCGUCCAGACCUGCAAACGCGAAGGCGAGAGUGUCCUCAAGUCGUGCAGCUACACGGGCAUUGCUCUUUCUUCUGAUGGCCGGACGACAUUCGCUGUUGGUUCAGACUGCACGUUGAAGGAAAUCUCAUUGUCGGAGUCUCAGGUGAAGCGCGAGAUUGCGGCGGGAGAUACUGUGCUUACACAGAUUGCUAUGUCGAGGUCGGGACGGAUGCUGUUUGCUGGGACAACGUCUGGUGCUCUCAGGUCGCUCAAGUUUCCGUUGACGGAACCGGGAGAGUAUUCAGAGCAUCAAGUGCAUAGUGCGGGUGUGACAAAGAUGCGUUUGUCUGCUGACAACCAGCAUCUCUUUAGUGCAAGUGAAGAUGGAUCACUUUACCUCUUUCGUGUGCAAGACAAAGAGACACGGAGUGUCAUACGCGACCACGAGGUUCAAUAUGCACAAGAAAUCUUAGUGACAAAGUCAGACCUGCAAGAGAAGAUGCAGGUAAUCGCUGAUUUACAAGCACGAGUUGACGAGUUGAGAUCUGAGAACGAGUAUCAACUACGACUGAGGGAUAUGAAUUAUAAUGAAAAGCUGAAGGAGUUGACGGAGAAGUUUGUGGUUGAGAUGGAGACGUUAAAGACAAAACAUCAAGUUUUGAAAGCAGAAAAAGACAAAGAAGAAGCUCAUCAUUCGGAAGAGAUGGCGAACGUUAUUAGUCAAAAUGGACGCGAAAUUCAAGAACUCGAGUCAACAAACAACCAGAAAUUAAUGGCCGAAUACGAGAAAUACCAAGAACUUCAGGCAAAAUCUCAAAGACAGCAGGAAGACUACGAGAAACAGGUACUCGAUGCCGAGGAAGCAAAACAAAGAAAAGAAGAAGAACUAACCGAAUAUUAUGAAACCGUGGUAGCAGACAAGCAGACAGAGGUUGAUGAGAUGAAGAAGAAGGCUGUGGAGCAAGAAGCGGAACAUCAGGAGACGAUGCGUCAGAUUGAGGAGGAUGCUGAUCGUGAGAUACUUGAUAUUAAGGGAAAGUAUGAGCGACGGCUGAGAGAUGAACGAGACCAGAAUUUGAGACUGAAAGGAGAAACGGGAAUCAUGAAGAAGAAGUUUGGAACUCUUCAGAAAGAGAUCGAGGAGCGCAAGGCUGAAAUCCAACAACUUCAUGUUGAAGAGACCAAGUUGCAGGCAGUUAUACGGUCACUAGAGAAAGACAUUGUCGGAUUGAAGAAAGAGAUACAAGAACGAGAUGAGACGAUACAAGACAAGGAGAAACGAAUUUACGAUUUAAAAAAGAAAAAUCAGGAACUUGAAAAAUUCAAGUUUGUGCUUGACUACAAGAUCAAAGAGCUGAAAAAGCAGAUUGAGCCUCGUGAGAACGACAUCAAAGCAAUGAACGAGCAGAUCCAGGAGAUGGAACAAGAGCUGGAGCGCUUCCAUAAGAGAAAUCUCAGUCUUGACUUGAGGAACAAGGAACUCAUGCAGAAGUUGAAAGCCACAGACAAGGAAAUGCAUUCUGAGAGACAACGGGUUCAUGACGUUGAAGCUGUGUUGAAGAGAUUCAAAACAGAUGUUCACCACGCUGCUGGUCUCAUCCAAGAGCCAAAACAGCUGAAGGAGAGUGUCAUACAGCUGUACAAGAAACAUGUUGGAGAAGACACGCCUGAGUCAGUGCGUGUCGAUCAGGACAUCCAGCAGGAAUACAGCCGACAACGAGAGCACCUCGAACGAAGCGUCGCCUCUCUUCGAAAAAAACUACUCAAAGACUCUGAAAUCCAUCGCGCAGACAACGUCCGAAUCAUGCAGGAAAAUGUCACUCUCAUCCGAGAAAUCAACGACCUGCGACGUGAACUCAAGUUAGCACGCACACAAGUCCACGACCUCGAAGUGUCACUAAAAAUGGCUCAGAAACAGGCCGGAUUAGCUGGGACUCUCCCCAACAGGUCGGGCAGGGGACUGGCUGCAUUUGAGAUUAAAGAGGCUGCAGAGACAAAUAGAAUCAUUGAGAUUCAGAGAUCAGAAAUUAGAAAGUUGAGAAACCAAGUGCAAGAGCUCGAGUUAGGAGCAUCUCGUCCCGGCUCUGGAGGCCGUUUGCCACCCGUUUCGGCUCCAACUCAAGCCGUAACUGCGCAUUAGAUACAUCCUCUUGAGCACUAUGUGUUAGUCUUGGUCUUACCUGCAUAUAUAUAUACAUUAGGUAAUAACAUGUAGGACAUCAUGGUUCAAAGCUUUUGAUGUAGAACGAGCUGAAUAUGAUGGAUUGUCCGUGAUCGAUGCAGUUUGCAAGUGGAUAUUUGUACCUCCUGAAUACUUCCUAGAAAGUGCAGCGUUUAGGGAAUGAAAGGACCCUAGGUAGCAAGUAGAUAAAGUUCUGUUAAUUAAUACUAUUACCUAAUUAAUGUUGUAAUAAUAUAAUUGAGUAUUACUACUAAAAAUGGUGUACACAAUGAAAAUGAAAUUGAACAGCAAGUGGUAGUGUAUCCUGGAGCAUUACACACAAGAGUACAGAAUGAUAGCAAGAGCCAAUAUAAUAUUGAUCUUUACAAACUAAAAUUGAUGUCAAUGACACUAAUUACUAUUAAUUUACCGUACAAAAAAUAAAUCUAUGGUACAAGAGGUGGAUGCAAAUUUGU
Corticium candelabrum is the source of this 4247-nucleotide messenger RNA. Its product is annotated as cilia- and flagella-associated protein 57-like. The transcript has 15 exons. Gene Ontology annotation, molecular function: protein binding. The coding region runs from base 61 to 3750 and encodes 1229 amino acids. NCBI's taxonomy places the organism in Eukaryota, Metazoa, Porifera, Homoscleromorpha, Homosclerophorida, Plakinidae. The record is from RefSeq and is a predicted model, not a curated record.